This is a messenger RNA of Hylaeus volcanicus, 1612 nucleotides long. Its product is annotated as elongation factor Tu-like. The record is from RefSeq and is a predicted model, not a curated record. The transcript is spliced from 4 exons. Lineage: Eukaryota; Metazoa; Arthropoda; Insecta; Hymenoptera; Colletidae. Gene Ontology annotation, molecular function: GTP binding; translation elongation factor activity; GTPase activity. The coding region runs from base 92 to 1477 and encodes 461 amino acids. Gene Ontology annotation, biological process: mitochondrial translational elongation. Gene Ontology annotation, cellular component: mitochondrion.
GAACAGCUGUUAUGCGGUCAUACCUAUGUAAUACAAAUGUUGUUGAUUGACAGUAAAUAAUAAUAAAAUAGAAUAAAUAGAAUAUACUAAUAUGAAAACUGUCUUCUGUACUCUCGUAAGAUUUAAUAGAGUUAUCAAAAAUGUAUGUAGGAAGAAUUACACAUUGCAGUACAGAAAUAACUUAACAAAAUUUGAAAAAAGUGUACGAUACUUCUGUAAUAAAGUAAACAUAACAAAAGAGGAAACAUGUAACGUAGGCACAAUAGGGCAUGUAGAUCAUGGUAAAACAACAUUAACAGCAGCGAUAACAAAGUAUGUAUCGGAAACAAAUAAAAGGUACAAAUAUGUCACGUUUGAUGAAAUUGACAAAGCACCCGAGGAAAAAAAACGUGGUAUUACUAUAAACAUUGCUCAUGUUGGAUAUGCCACAAAUAAAAGGACUUACGCGCACACAGAUUGUCCUGGUCAUGCUGAUUUUCUAAAAAAUAUGAUUAGCGGAGCAUCACAAAUGGAUGGUGCAAUUUUAGUAGUGGCAGCAGACGAUGGUCCUAUGCCCCAAACAAGGGAACAUUUAUUACUAAUCAAACAAAUUGGAAUUAAACAUGUUGUUGUAUAUAUCAAUAAGGUCGAUUUAGCAGACUCAGAAAUUUCUGAAUUAGUGGAAUUAGAAGUAAGAGAGUUACUGGAAUUGUAUGGACUUAACGGUGUGCAAUCUCCAGUGAUUUGUGGUUCGGCUUUGCUCGCUUUGAACGGAGAUCAAUCUAACCUAGGGGUUCCUUCCAUAAAGCUCUUAUUGGACGCUUUAGACAAUUACAUACCGACUCCAGUAAGAAAUUACGAAGCCCCUUUUGUAUUGCCUAUCGAUAAUUUUUUCUCUGUACCAGGUAGAGGUACAGUUGUGGUAGGAACUUUAAAACAAGGGAUUAUAAAGAAAAAUAUGGAGGCAGAUUUAUUGGGUUUCAAUGCGAAGUUUCGUACCUUUUUCGCAGAUAUACAGAUUUUUCAGAAAAGUGUGUUAGAAGCACGCGCCGGUGAAAACGUAGGUAUUCUUUUAAGAGGUGUCAAACUGGAUUCUGUACGAAGAGGAAUGAUACUAUGUCAACACAAAUUUCUAGCAUUAAGUAACCAUUUUGAAGCGCAAUUGUAUUUGUUGGGUACAGAAGAAGGUGGUCGUCGGAAACCUAUACAGCAACACGGAUUUUGUUCGCAAAUUUAUUCUUCGACUUGGAAUGUAUACUGCCGUUUCGAUUUAUUAUUGAAAGAGGGAAAUACGAUGUUGAUGCCGGGAGAAUUUACAACAACUAGAUUAACGUUCGUGUUCAAUAUGCCGGUAAUAAAAGGACAAGUUUUCACUGUACGUGAAAAUAAUCAUACAAUUGCUACAGGACAGAUUACAAAAAUUUUGAAGGAGAUAAACGUUGAUGCAAAAAGAAUGGAUAAAGUAGAAAUCAAAGAUCUUAACGUAAAAUCUGUGUAAUAACCAUGUCCCGUUCCGUGUUAAUUCUGUAACACGCAAAAACCGCGGAACUGUAGACUCAAAACGCAUAAUUUAGCGUACGAACGAAGAUUUGGCGUUAUAUUAAGGAAAAUAAAUGACACGGAUAUGAAAAAA